Saccostrea echinata is the source of this 1075-nucleotide messenger RNA. RefSeq names its product protein PBDC1-like. The record is from RefSeq and is a predicted model, not a curated record. The transcript has 6 exons. The coding region runs from base 74 to 577 and encodes 167 amino acids. NCBI's taxonomy places the organism in Eukaryota, Metazoa, Mollusca, Bivalvia, Ostreida, Ostreidae. Gene Ontology annotation, cellular component: cytoplasm.
UAAAACGCUUAUUGCGAGCUGAAAUAUGUAUAAGGGAAGAAAGUCAAAACUAACACCGACCUCUUAGAAAAACAUGGCAAACCUCGCAAAUUUUACUGCUGGUGAGCUGGCUAAUGUUGGAUCACAGUUAACCAAUGAUGCAUCAAAGUACAUCAACAAUCCAGAUCUGGAAUUGAAAUGGGCUAUGAAGUCAUACCACCAUGCCGAAACAUAUUUCAAUCUUAUAAGCUCUGUCGAUCCCACAGCCCUGAAGUUAACACAGAUAGAUGAUGAGAUUUAUACAGAGUUUAGAAAAGAGUUUCCUGACCUUAAAAUAGAUGUUAUACAAGAGGAAGACCUCAAGAGUCCAGAGGCAAAAGAGAAAUGGCGGCCAUUUAUCAAUUCUUUUGAAAAGAAAGUAGAAGAUUUUAACUAUGGUACAUUACUAAGGUUAGAUUGUACUAAGGACUAUACGGAAGAGAACAGCAUUCUGGUGGUUCGGCUCCAGUUCCUGGCAAUAGAGAUAGCAAGAAACCGUGAAGGAUAUAAUUCAUCAUUACGAUUCAACAAGAAAGACAACUCUGAACAGAAGACGUAGCACAUGGCCCAUUUGUAUGUUGUUAUUAUAUCAAAGAGAGUCUAAGCCUUAACUGACUGUGGAUUAAAACUUCUACAGCUGAAUGCUAUAUGUACAUUAUAUUUCAUAUUGUUAAGAUUUACAAACAUAAUGUUGUAGAGUUAUGGAAUAUUGGAUCAAGAUGAUAUCCAAAUGGAAAGUACAUUAUAUAUAUACACUGUGUGUUUAUAUUGCAAAUACAGUGUAUAUGUACACUGUGUGUUUAUUUUGUGAAUACAGUCUAUAUAUACACUAUGUGUUUAUAUUGCAAAUGCAUUUUAACAUCUGAAAAAAUUCUUUAGAAGACAGUUUUCGUUUGCUUUAUAUUGUUUCAUGCAGGGAAAUGUAGGAAAAGGGGUGGGGGCAAUGUGUUUCAUAAACUUCUUAUUUUUAAAAUGCCUUUUAAAAUGUUUUAAUUUUUUUUUACAUGAUGCAAAGUAAUCAGUAAAUUACUAUAAAAUUGCAAUUGUUCUUCUUGUU